Messenger RNA from Solea senegalensis (Senegalese sole), 4717 nucleotides. It is a transcript of the gene myom2a, whose product is annotated as myomesin 2a. The record is from RefSeq and is a predicted model, not a curated record. The transcript has 28 exons. Gene Ontology annotation, molecular function: protein binding. Lineage: Eukaryota; Metazoa; Chordata; Actinopteri; Pleuronectiformes; Soleidae. The coding region runs from base 28 to 3666 and encodes 1212 amino acids.
CUGCUGAAAUCAAGUAAACUGGUGGAGAUGGCGGUGGGUGGAGGUGCAGCCCGCCUGACGCUGCCCCACCUGGCCAAGGACGAUGAGGGUCUCUACACCCUCCGCAUCUUUACAAAGGACGGCACGGCUGAGCACAGUGCCUACCUGUUUGUCUCCGAUGCCGCUCCCUCUGCACCCGGGGCCCCUGGCGCACCAAUGAGCGUAAAAGCAUAUGACAUCAACUCAGACUAUGUCCUUGUUGCUUGGAAACCCCCCAACACUGUCAACGAGGCGCCAAUCACCGGAUACUUUGUGGAUCGGUGUGAGGCCGGCAGCGACGCCUGGGUCCAGUGCAACGAUUCUCCAGUGAAGGUGUGUAAAUACCCGGUGCACGGCUUGAGCGUGGGCCGCUCCUACCACUUCCGGGUCAGAGCCGUGAACAGCGCCGGCAUCAGCAGGCCAUCCCGCAAGUCGGACAAGGUGACCGCUCUGGAUGCUGCCGAGAGCGAGAGGCUGCAAGUGAUUAAAAUUGAGGGGAAAUACGACAUAGUGAUCAAGGAUGAUGAUCUGGAAGGUUAUGUAACUCUCCCCGCGGAGCCCACCAACGUGCAUGCAUCUGAGAUUUUCAAAUCAUACGUGGUGUUGAGCUGGAAUCCUCCCAGCCCUCGCGGACGAGCGCCGCUGUGGUACGUCGUCGAGAAGUGCUUAGCAGGCACUGGAGCGUGGCAGCGGAUCAACACCGCAGUCAAACUGCACUCACCGCGUUAUCCAGUUUUCGAUUUGCAAGACGGGCAAAAGUACCAGUUCCGAGUGUAUUCGGUGAACAUGUACGGCUCCAGUGAGGCCUCGGCGCCUUCUGAGCCCGUCCAGAAGGUUGAUGAGGAUGGUGUCCCCUCUGCUCCUGGUCACGUCGUUGCCAGCAGGAACACCAAGUCGUCUGUGUUUGUGCAGUGGGAGGCUCCCAAGCAUCUGAAAAACCUCAUGGGAUAUUACAUCGAUGGCCGUGUUGCCGGAUCCAAGGAGUGGUUCGCUUGUAACCAUAAACCCUUCAAACACACCAGGUUUGUGGUCCAUGGCCUGGUCCAAGGUGAGACCUACGUGUUCCGUGUCCAAGCUGUCAAUGUCUUUGGCCUGAGUGAGGAGUCGCAGGAUUCUUCACCCAUCGCUGUGGAGCCGGCCCUCGCGACUCCCAGUUCUCCCUAUGGAAUCGCCUUGCUGAGCUGUGACGGCUCCUCCAUGACUAUCGCUUGGAAGAGUCCCAAACGCUGCGGUGGCUCCAAGGUCAAUGCCUACUACGUCGACAAGCGCAACGCUGACACUCUGCUCUGGAAGGAAGUGAAUCUGGCCCCCAUCACAGAAAGAGUCUACACUGUUGAUAAUGUGACAGAAGGAACCUUCUACGAGUUUAAGGUCCAGGCUGCAAACAUGGCAGGUGUUGGUGUACCAUCAGCUCCCAGUGUCCCCAUGAAAUGUGAAGCGUGGACCAUGGACGAACCAGGCCCAGCCUAUGACCUGAGCUUCAGUGAGGUCAGAGCACACUCCCUGGUCAUCGUGUGGAAGGCUCCAGUGUACAUCGGAGCGAGCGCCGUCACUGGAUACUUUGUGGACAAGGCCAAAAAGGGCUCAACAGAGUUUGUUACCCUGAACCAGGAGGCUGUGAGUCACCGCUACCUGCAGGUGACUGGUUUGGAGGAAGGAGAAACCUACGUGUUCAGAGUCCGUGCUGUCAAUGCUAACGGUGUGGGAAAAGCUUCUCAGCUCUCUGAGCCGGUCUGUGCCAGAGCUCUUCCAGGCACCACAGAGAUCGUGGCAGGUGUGGACGAGGAAACUGGGGACAUCUUCCUGUCCCUGGAGGCCUGUGAGAUCAGCGAGAUGUCCACGUUCGUGUGGUCAAAGAACUACAAGGCCAUCGGCGACUGCCCCCGAGUCCAAGUGACAUCGAAGGGCAGAACCUCCAGACUGAUUUUCACCAACCCUGAUAAGGACGACCUGGGCAGAUACUCUGUGAUGGUCACCGACACAGAUGGAGUCUCUUCCAGCCACACGCUGACCGAGGACGCCCUGAACACCAUGCUGGAGCUCAGCCAUGCCAUCAGACAUCCAGUUGUUCCUCUGAAACACGGCCUGAACUACGAGGUCCUGGAGAAAGGUCACGUGCGUUUCUGGCUGCAGGCCGUCAAACUGUCGUCCUCCGUGUCCUACAGGUUCAUCGUUAACGACAAGGAAGUCACCAGUGGAGAGGGUCAUAAGAUCAGCCACGAUGUGGCCACAGGAAUCAUCCAGAUGACUGUGGAUCAUUUCACCAGAGCCAACGAGGGCACGUACACCGUCCAGAUCAACGAUGGCAAGGCCAAGACCCAGAGCUCCCUGGUGCUGGUGGGAGAGGUGUUUAAGGUUGCUCUGAGGGAGGCCGAGUUCCAGAGGAAAGAGCACAUCAGGAAGCAAGGUCCACAUUUCUCUGAGUAUCUGUAUUAUACCGUCACUGAGGACUGUACUGUUCUGCUCGCCUGCAAGGUGGCCAACGUGAAGAAGGAGACGACUUUCCACUGGUACAAAGAGGAAGAUGAGAUUGUUCCAGAAACUCCUACCAAUGUCAUGUCGGGGGCCUGUGCACUGCCCAUACCUCUGUUCUCCAGAAAAGAUCAGGGUGUUUACAAGGCCGUGCUCGGUGAUGACAGAGGGAAGGACAUGUCCACGUUCGACAUCUCAGGACAAGUGUUUGAUGACAUCAUCAAUUCCCUGGCCCACAUCGCUGGUGCGUCUGCCUCUGACCUGGUGCUGCAGUGCACUCCGGAGGGCAUCAGGCUGCAGUGCUACAUGAGCUACUACACAGAGGAGAUGAAGACCGUGUGGAAACACAAGGAGACAAAGAUCGCUUCCUCUGAGAAGAUGAGGAUUGGCGGCACGGCGGAGAUGGCCUGGAUGCAGAUCUGUGAUCCAUCUGACAAGGAGAAGGGUCACUACACCAUCGAGAUCUCAGACGGGGUCAAGACUCACACCAGGACCUUUGACCUCUCUGGACAAGCAUACACCGAUGCCUACGAGGAGUACCUCAGACUGAAGGCAGCGGCAUUUGCUGAGAAGAACCGCGGCAGAGUGAUCGGCGGUCUCCCUGAUGUUGUCACCAUCAUGGAACACAAGUCCCUGAGCCUGACCUGCACCGUGUGGGGUGAGCCGACUCCCGAGGUCACCUGGUUCAAGAAUGAGCAGGAGGUCGCCUCCAACGAGCACACCAGGGUCACAUUUGACGGCGGCAAGUUCUCCAGCCUUGUCAUUAACAAAGUCACUCCAGAAGACUCCGGCAAGUACAGCAUCAAUGUGAGGAACAAGUAUGGCGGCGAGUUCGUCGAGAUCACCGUCAGUGUCUACAAGCAUGGUGAGCAGAUCCCCGAGCCCAAACUGGGACAGCCCAAAAUGGCCACACCCACAGUGACAUCCACAGCAGCCACACCUGUGCCACCAAAGUCUCCAGCUCCCCCCUCCAAGACUCCCACCCCCGUGCCCUCCAAGCCUCAGACCCCAGCACCGUCUGUGAAGAGCCCUACUCCAGCAUCAAGCGCUGCUGCGACUCCCGUCCCCAAGUCUCCAACUCCAACCCGUAAAUCCCCAACUCCAACUCAACCACGCAGUGUCAAGUCCCCAACCCCGCCCAGAUUCAUGAAGUCUCCAACCCCACCGAGGAAGUAAACCAGGUCGUCAGUCGUCCUGUCUUUAGCAUGAGUGUGAAAUCAUUUAAAACAAAACCACUUAUUUAGAGGUAGUCACUGUUAACAGUCCCACGUUUUGCAUGGCUGCACACACCGGACUACGACUCGUAGAGAACAGGUCGCUGACCGGCAGAAUGUUUGUGUUAUUGUUCAGUAACUAGCUGCAGAGAAGACGUGAAACACACAAACAAACAAACAAACAGAGCGACAUUAACGGUGGGCAAUAACGUAGAUGUUCAGUCACUUCAUGUCAUUCAACUGGCCAGCAAAAGCAAGAAGAAGAAAAGGCCAGGGUGGAUGUUGAUGUUCAGUGUUUUAAGAGCUGUACCUUCCACUAUGCAACACUAGUGGAAUGCCUGUGUUCAUUUUCUGUGUAUGUUAAAUGAUGAUCAUGAUCCUAAGUAACAAACUCAUACUCGCCAGGUUUUUCUGCUGAGGCAACGCAGUGAUGAACCUCCGGCACUCCAGAAUACAAAAAGUCAAGCUGGCUGUUUUCCAGAACUUCUCCUGCCAGCUCCCCCAAUCAAUUCUGCUGAUAAUAGAUAGAGUGAGGCCAUGGUCCUACAAGGCCUCCUGUAUUCUCUAGUUGGGUCUGGACCCAACUUGUCAGGCCUUUUCUGGAGUUCAUGUGUGAAAACACCUCAUAAGUCUGUUGCAAACAGGGAUUAUUUGUGAUGUAUCACUUCAGAUUUACUAAUGAGGGGGUUUAUAUCAUCUAUUUAACCACUGCAACCUGUGUUUCUCUCUUUAACAAACUAAAUUACAGCAGUGUCACAUCUCAGCAGUGAUCUUGGUGAGUGUUGGUAAGAAAAGAAAAGAAAAAGAAACCUGAUAUGAGUAUGUAAAUCGGAUCCAAGCUGUUUUAAACCAGAAUCCUGUAAAGUGCCUUUCGUCCCAGGAUGCUUUCUUCAUUCUAGGGUCCUGCAGGAGUCAGUCUGUGCCACAGAAAUCUGUCUGUCUGUCUGUCUUUGACAUGUUCUGUCCCACCGUCAGUGCUUUGUGAUGGCAAUAAACUUUACUAAUCAACCUGA